Molecule: messenger RNA, 5854 nt
Organism: Coregonus sp. 'balchen'
Lineage: Eukaryota; Metazoa; Chordata; Actinopteri; Salmoniformes; Salmonidae
Source: the annotation of a GenBank genome assembly
CCAGCGCUCGAUGGAGUUUUCUCCAAUGCUGAGGCAGCCAAAAAAACAACCAGUACACACACACAAAGAGCCCCAAUCCACCAACCUAAACCAGGCCACUGUCACAAUGACAACACAAACACCACAGGGGAACAAUAAGCCCCUCUGCUUUCCAGAAGCCCAGGCCACAAUAAAGAGCCAUGCGCCCAGGGACUCUGGCUGUUUGACACAACAGACCACCGAACAGAUUCUCAAGCCACUCAAUGAUGUCUAUGCAUGGUGACUAGCCUUCUUCUGACACACCCACACACACGCUCCCGCAUUCUCUCUUCUCAUACCCGCAUUCUCCAAGAACAAGGGACAUGCCUCUGCCAAGACGUCGAUCCUCCUUCUUGGGCCAGCCCACCGCUGCAGAGCGCCCGGGUAGCGCCAGCACCAGGGCUGGCACCGCGGGCAUCACCACAGCCCCCCGGGGCGUCUUUGUGGGGACAGCCCCCACGAGCAGCGCGUCCAGCCUGGGUACGCGCGUGUCGCGGCGCGCCCUGGGCAUCAGCAGUGUGUUCCUGCAGGGGCUGAGGAGCACGGCCGCGCCUGUGAUGCCCCGCGGGGCCGGGGCUGGUGGCAGGCAGCACCCCGGGGGUGCUGAGAGCCUUAACGCCUGCCUGAUGGAGUACAGGGACAAGGUGCGUGCCCUGGAGCUUCUCAACCAGCAGCUGGAGGAGCAGAUCAGACAAUGCCUGGAUCGUAAGGCGUCCAGCGCCGGAGCCUGGGGUCCCCUCAGACAGGACUGGGAGGAUGUCUACAGACAGGUAAGGAAGGGGGGAGAAGGAGGGAGUGGAGGAUGAUGGGUAGAAAGGUUACAGAUAGGUAAGGGGGAGAAAGGUAGAGCAGGGAGGAGAGGGGUAGAGAAGGACUAGGAGGACAUCUACAGACAGUUAAGGAAGGAAGAGGGAGAGAGAGAGGGAGUUGAGUAUGAUGGGUACAGACUGGUAAGAAGGGAAAGAGAAAGGGAUAAGAGAAGGGAAGAUAGAACGGGAGGAGAGGGGUAGAGAAGGACUGGGAAGACACAUAUGGACAGGUAAAGAAGAGAGGGAGUCCUAGAAUGAAGUUAAGAAAGCUCCUGCUGAUCCGGCAGUGCAGCAUUUUACUGUUCUGUGCCUCCGACCUGAUGGGAGUAGGUUGAAGCACUGAUUGAGUGGGUGGUCGGAGCUGGAGAUUGUGGCGGGAUUUGCGCUGGAUAGUGUGUUCAUUUAAAAGUGACAGUUUUGGAAUGGGGAGUCUAACUUUGAUGCAGUGUUUAUGAUCCUCAAUUGUUUAUUGCACUGUGAGGCUGUUAGCAUAUUUUGUCUUUUUAUUUACCUUUAUUUAACCAAUGGAAACCCAUUGACACCAGCGUCUCAUUUUAUAAGGGUGCCCUGGGAACAAUACAUCAACAUGAUCAGCCUCAAUAAAACACUAUAAAUGUACAAUGACACAUUACAACAAAUCAAAUUCAAAAGUGACAGAUACAAUUAUACAUCAAUCAAAACAUAAAUCAAAACAAGUGCAAUUCUCCUUCACCACAUUCCUCAUCAAAGUCCCGCACUGACUCUUCAAGACCAGAGAGUCAAGCCUCAAAGUGGCCUGCAGUUCAUUCCAUGCACUAGGGUCACAAUAACUAAAAGCAAUCUUCCCGGACACUGUGGAGACCCACUGUACCUCUAGAGCCAGUUAAGAAAUGAUGUUGAAGUAUUGCAGUCUUCCAUAGAUGAGGUGGAAUGCACUAUGAUGCCAUUAUAAUGCACUCUAAGACUUGGCACAGGCAUGCAUGGCCCCCCUUGUAAUCAGUGAUGUAGUGAGUAAACAAAACAGGUAGGUAAACGCUGACCACCUUUCGUGGUUUAUAAAGUAACGCGGUUUUCAUAUAGGGAGUCUGGUCUUAUUAUCAUCUGAUAAUGAGCCUGACUUAAUAACAGCUAUUUUGAGUCCGUUGAAAAUGACCUGCAUAGAGAGACUUAACAUACCAUAAGCCUUAUAAUUAGACAUUGUAAAGGCGCACACAUGCUUAUAACAAGUAAUAGAGCAUUAUACCUGUAUGUAGAAUACCCAUUUAUCGAAAAAUUCACCCUACGUUGGACUCAGAACAUCUGUUGCACCCUACUGGACAGACUGACAUAUUGCAAGAUCUCCCACACAGGUUAGUGAGUCCAUCCUUGACAAUGCCAGGCUAAUGCUACAGACAGAGAAUGUGCAGGCCAACGCUGAGGACUUCAAGGACCGGUGAGCAUACACUCUCCUCGCAUCCUCUCCCCUCACAUCCUCUCUCCUCACCUCCUUCCCAAAAUGUCAGAACCUGGGGAAUCGAGGAGAGCAUGGAGAAGAACACCUUGAUUUUUGAGAUUCACUUUCUCUCUGUCCUGUAGGUAUGAGAAUGAGCAGCCCUUCAGGAAAGUGGUGGAGGAGGAGAUUAGCUCUCUGUACAAGGUGAUUGACAACGCCAACCUGACCAAGUCAGACCUGGAGAGCCAGAUGGACAGCAUGAGGGCUGAGCUCCGAGACCUGGCCCGCAACCACGAGGAGGUGGGUCAAGCAUGAAGGAAUGGAGCACAUAAUGGGGUUUUUAGUGUGAGAUAUUAGAGAAAGGGAUAUUCCCAUCAAAAUACAAUCUAACAUUACUUUUCCCACUUAGUUCAAUCCCCAAGACAGUUAUUGGGUAUUCAUUUAGUUUACUUACCCAGCAUAGAAAUAAAUGGAGCACAUAUGAACCCUAACUGCUAGCAUUUCCAUAGGAUUCCUUUCUUGUGGGGUUUUAAGUUUUAAGACAAAAUGUCCACUGACAAUCAUUUACCUCCAACCCAGUGAAAGCCCACACCUCAUCCAGCUAGUUGUUAUUUAAAAUCAGAUGAUUAAGAUCAAAUUGAUUCUAUGAAUCCGGUGUAUUACUGUUUUCCCAUGUGUUCUGCUGCCCCCUUCAGGACGUGAGGGUGCUCUACAACCAGAUGGCAGGCCAUGAGGUGGACGAGCCGGACGCUCCCAUUGAGACCAAUCUGGACCAGAUACUGGCCUACAUCCGCUCCCACUGGGAAAGAGUCAUCGAGAAGAACCGUGCCGAGACCGAUGCCUACCUGGAAUUCAAGGUAAGUUCAUACUGUGGUUCCCCAUGCAUACAACCUUUAACACCUGAAUAAACAGGGGAGAAAUCAACUAUUUACUUUUGAUAAAUGUGUAGUGGACAUUAGUUGUUUAUCUAUUCCAUGGGGUCAGCUUGAGGUUUAUUGUGUCUACUAGGGGCCAGUCAAAACAAACGGAAUACACCUGCCCUUUGACAUAGCUUGACGGCUGUACAUUUGUGUGGUGUGUGUGUGUGUGUGGUGUGUGUGGGUGGGUGCGUGCGUGCGUGCGUGUGUGCAUGAGUUCAGCAGGCGGAGAGUGUGGGCUGUAAGCUGAGUCGUGAGGAGGAGGAGCUGGAGAGUCUGAAGACGGAGUGUAAUGACGCUGGCUGUAAGAUCCAGAGUCUGCAGGCCGAAACAGAGUCCAUCAGAGCACUGGUACGAAUUGUGCUGCCACCUCGACAGUGUCCCUAUAUAGGGCAACGUUUCUGGGGACAGCUCCACCACCAAUAGUGUGUAUGUCAGUGGAGGCUGGUGGAGGUAGAAAUAGGAAGGACGGGCUAAUUGGAAUGGUUGGAAUGGAACAAAUGAAACACAGAGUGUGUGUGUGUGUUUUGGAGGUGUCAACUGCAUCAACUGUGUCAACUUGCUCCAACAGAAGCGCGGUCUGGAGAACUCCCUGAACGACGCCAAGCAUUGGCAUGACAUUGAGCUGCAGAACCUGGGAUCCGUCAUUGGCAAGCUGGAGUCGGAGCUGGGCGACGUCCGCGGCGACAUUGAACAGCAACGCUGUGACUAUGAGACGUUGCUAGGCAACAAAAUGCGCCUGGAGCUGGAGAUCGGCACCUACCACGGCAUCUUGGAUGGGGAGGAGAGCCGCUACCACCCCUCAAUGUGAGUAGCUAACUUCAGAGGUAACCUUCGAGGCAAAGUCAAUUUCAAAAAAAUAAGAUUAAUAGCCCAGCAGGACAAAAUACCAUUAGCACAUGACUUCUUAAUUAUAUAAUUUUUAUAAUUUUUAUAAUAAUAUUAUAGCAACAGUGCUUGACUUGGUCUGAAAUUGGUUCCGGACCUCAUUUUGGGAGCCGGUGCUGUUUCAUAUUUAGGUGCAGGAGCUCCACAAUACUUUUGAGUUAAUAUUCUAUAAGAGGAACAGGAGCUCAAGCAGUAGAACAUUUUAGGUGCCGGUACUCAGCUCUGGUGAAAUCCUGCUCAAGUCAAGCACUGGAUAUCAAGGUGAACUCCACGCAAUAUAUUCCAAUGGGUGAGAUUUCAUGACCUCCUUUGACACGGUGUUCCUCUCAACAGGUGCACAGGUGCAUCAGAGCCUGAGGGGAGACAAACUCCCCUUCCUCCCCAUUCAGAGCCCUGCGGCAGCUCAGCACCCCAAGGUAAAGUCUACUAGGAGGAGCAAAGCACUCUUCAUGAUAUUAAAAUGGCUCUAUUGUGGUGGCAAGUUCAAUAGAACAAUAUCUUAAAAACUCAGACUUUUUUCUGAAUGUGAAGCAUUCAUCAGGGAGAACAGCCUGAUUGUUUAGAAUAUUGACAUAUACAGGUAACUGCCAAAAUAAAGAAUGGUGUCGAAUCCCUGCUAUAAGAGUUCGGGGCAGCACUUGGAGACUCUAUGCCAGGGUACAUUGAAGCUGUUCUGGUGCCUGGGCGGGGUGUCGAAUCCCUGCUAUAGAGUUCCAGACACUUGGAGACUCUAUGCCAGGGUACAUUGAAGCUGUCCUGGUGGCUCUGGCGGCUCGUGGUGGCCCAACGCCCUAUUAAAACACUUUAUUUUGAUGUUUCCUUUAUUUUGGCAGUUACCUGUAUAUCUCUUCCUAAAGCAUAUCCACGUACAGAUCACAAUGAUCUUGAUUUCCGCAAACAUUUCACACACCUCCAUGUGUAAACUGACUGGCGUGUGAGCGAUGUGGACGUUGUUCCCUGUUUCUGGGAGCAUCUUCCAAGUGCUAGUCACCCUUGUAGAAACCAAUAGGGGUAAGACGUUGUUGUUAGGUUGUUUGUAAUUAUGGCGGACCAGGAGUGACAAACUCUUUUUAAAAAAUGUAUAAAUUAAUAAUGAAAAUGUAUUCAAAUCAAUGUAUAUAUUUCCUCAUCAGUUUUCAAAUGUUUUAUUUGUUUAUUAAUUUAGAAGUGCAUUAUUAAUGCAUUAAUAGUCAAUUACUUUUAUAAUUUAAUCAUUGGUUUAUGUUCACAUUUAUUUAUUUAUUUAUUUUCUUGUCACUCCUGGUCCUCCAUACUAGUAUGAAAAAAUGUAUGCACUCACUAACUGUAAGUCGCUCUGGAUAAGAGCGUCUGCUAAAUGACUAAAAUGUAAAUGUAUUAGCUUGUUGGUUCAUUGGGGACAGAAAUCAUUUCUGCAAGUGCAGACACAAAUUCUCACCUUUCUUCAUACUAUUUCAAAACAAUAUAUCUUUAAUAUACAUUGUUCAAGUCCUUUAUACUUGAUUUGAUUCAUUAGGAUCUGCAUUAGCCAACUCCAAUGGCGACAGCUAGUCUUACUGGGGUCUGACACUAUUCCGGUAUAAUGAACUACUUAUUAUGUAUUUUUUGUCUUAUCAGGCUCCAACACAUCUAGUCACUAGUGGAAAGACUGAGAACCAUUUGGGGACAUGGCUACUUCUUAAUGAUGGAGCUCAAGUUAUGAUUGGGUUUGGAAUAACACCAAUGAACAUGAAGCUCUCACACCGUUGAUCUCCAAGGUAUCUGUGCAAAGUUUCCUUCAGAGACCAUGUUCUUACUAAAGAGUUUAAUAAAAUCAAAACCUCUGCAAGAAA